Molecule: messenger RNA, 1629 nt
Organism: Rhagoletis zephyria (snowberry fruit fly)
Lineage: Eukaryota; Metazoa; Arthropoda; Insecta; Diptera; Tephritidae
Source: RefSeq, a predicted model, not a curated record
AUGGCUUCAGAGAACGGUGUAAGACCGGCCAAACGGUCUCGUUUUGAUAUGAUGGAGCCUCCUCCGUCCAAUUCGCCAAUUCCAAAUGCUGAACAAGUUGAGGAAGUUAUUGCUAAUGCAAGAAAAGCCCUUGGAGAAAGAAUUCGACAAAACAAUUCUUCCUUACUACCGACAAGCCUAACCCAAGUUAAAACAGAGCCAGCAGAAGAUACCAGUGCCAUGGCUAAAUUGGACAGCAAAGCGAGGAUAGCUUUGCUUACAGCGCAGAUUCAAGCGAGGAUGGCUAACCAGACACUUGUCAAUCCUAAUCCCGAUGACAAGGGUAAGCCUUUAAGGCCAACACCUUUAAUUCUGAACGCAGAAGGACGGACAGUAGAUCAGUCUGGCAAGGAAGUGCAGUUGAUUCAGCGAAUGCCAACUCUGAAGGCAAACAUAAGAGCACAAAAGAAGGAGCAGUUUGUCAAGUUGAAUCACGAGAAGCAGUCUGGCAGUUCAGCGGAGGUAAAGUUCGUUGAUAACCGCUUGGACAUAAAGGCACCAGUCAGGCAAAAGCGAGGAUUCAAGUUCGUUGAAAAAGGCACUUUUGAGACGAUUGGACAGAAAAUCCGAACCAAGGCACAGCUUGAGCUGCUGCAAAAGGAGAUUGCCCAAAAGGCAAAAAAGACGGGCAUCAGUUCGGCUGCUCGAUUAGCUCUGCUCAGCUCCAUCGUUCCUAAGAAACAGUCAAAGGAAGACGAAAUUCCUGAUGUCGAGUGGUGGGACAGUUUUGUCAUGAAAGAUUCUACUUAUGAAGAGUCAAUCUCUAAUCAGAAUGAGCCGAAGAACAAGUAUGACGGCAUUACUCACCUCAUUGAGCAUCCUGUUCAAAUGAAACCACCUCAUGAGCCAACCAAAACUGUCCUGUUACCUGUUUUUCUCACGAAACAAGAGCAAAAGAAGCUGCGUCGACAGAAUCGGCGAGAAGCGUGGAAGGAGAAACAAGACAAGAUCCGAAUGGGUCUAGAGCCGCCACCAGAGCCCAAGUUGAAGCUGUCCAAUAUGAUGAGAGCACUCGGACAGCAGGCAGUUCAAGAUCCCACCAAGAUCGAGGCACAUGUUCGAGAGCAAAUGCUCAAGCGGCAAAAAGCACACGAAGAGGCAAAUGCUGCCAGACAGCUGACCGGUGAGCAGAAGAAGCAAAAGAAGAUUCGCAAGAUAAAGGAAGACACAUCACUGGGUGUGAACGUCACCGUGUAUCGAGUUCUCAACCUGAACAAUCCUGCCAAAAAGUUCAAGGUGGAAGCGAACAUCAAACAGCUGCUGCUGACCGGUGUGGUGGUCAUCUACAAGAACAUCAAUGUGGUCGUUGUGGAAGGUGGCCCCAAGCAGCAGAAAAAGUUCAAACGGCUAAUGCUCAAUCGAAUCAAGUGGUCAGAGGAUCCGGCGAUGACUGAAAACAUCGACAAAAAGUCGGAAAACAAGUGCUUCCUUGUGUGGGAGGGCCUGGUGAAGACACGCGCCUUUGGGGAGAUCAAGUUUAAAAUGAGCCCUAACGAGAGCUUUGCCCGGGAAGUGUUCAAGAACCACGGCGUCGAGCACUACUGGGACCUGGCCUACAGCAUGUCCAUUUUGGACUCGGCUGAAACCUAA